Messenger RNA from Penaeus monodon (black tiger shrimp), 2589 nucleotides. RefSeq lists its product as uncharacterized. Gene Ontology annotation, cellular component: mitochondrial outer membrane. Lineage: Eukaryota; Metazoa; Arthropoda; Malacostraca; Decapoda; Penaeidae. Gene Ontology annotation, biological process: intrinsic apoptotic signaling pathway in response to DNA damage; extrinsic apoptotic signaling pathway in absence of ligand; regulation of apoptotic process. The transcript has 7 exons. Gene Ontology annotation, molecular function: protein homodimerization activity; protein heterodimerization activity. The record is from RefSeq and is a predicted model, not a curated record. The coding region runs from base 1432 to 2184 and encodes 250 amino acids.
GGGAGGAGGAGAGAGUGCCUUCCUUGGCGCUGUGAGUGGAUGGUGGGCGGCGGUGAUUGCAUGUGCUAGUUUCGCGGUGACGAAGAGCUGGCGUUUUAUCGUCAGGAAUUAAAAGCGAUAAGAUAAUUGCUGAGAUAUAAAGAGAGCGCAUUAUCAUUACAAAUAUAUAUAUAUCUUUUUUUUUAUUUUAUCACUUGGAUUCCCGCUUAAGUCGUGGAAGAAGCAGGCUAGUGCUGAACCCUCAGCAUCACCACACACACGCCCUCGGGUACUUUGCUGCAGCUGGGAGGGUCAGCAGGUCAAGGCUGCUCAGCGGGAACGUUGCUGAGCUGUUGGCUUUUGUCCGAUUGUCCACGAGAAGAAACGCGCCUCAAAACAACUUUUUUUUUUUAAAUCAAGAUCGCUGCCGUGCUUGCCUCUAGGAGUGUGAAGACGACAGGAUCCGAAUAUAUCCUUCUUGUUUCAGGCACGGAGAGAGGCGGGGAAAGUCAGCAAGCGGCGAGGUUCUGCAAACUAAGCUCUCGGAGGAACACAAACAGAGUGUCUGUUCUUGCCUCGUCGCUGCAGCCAUGAGAUAUUUAUUCAUGUGAAAGUCUGGCUUUGCGUUCACACAGUCAUCAUCUUGGCCAGGCAACAUUGCAACAGCCGCGAGGGGAAAGUGGGAGGAAAAUGCAAUUGAUCUCGUCCUGAGGAGCGCGCGACUUUCGAACGCGGUGAGAUGGGGCGCCGAUGUGGAAAUAUGUGUUGGAUGUGAAGAGGAGAAGAUAUUGCUGCGUGAAGGAUAAAGAAAUAGAUAGAUGUAUAGAUUAAUACAUUUUUCAUAAUUUCGUUGAAUAAAUGUGAAAGUUCUAAACAAGGAUAAAAUAUAGAAAACGAAGGAAUAGAGUGACGAAACAGAUAAGCUUGGUUAAAUGGAGGAAAAAGUAAAAAUAAAUAAAUAAAUAAAUGAAAAUUUAAUAUAUAUAGAAAGAAAGGAAUUCAUAAAAAAAAUGGAUAAACGGUUACAUGAAUGAAUAUAAAGAUUUAGUUAUAUAGAUAAGAAAAUGAAAAUGUGAUAACUUGUGGACAAAUAUAGAUCUUGUGGAGAAAAAAAGUAUAUAAUCUGUUUUGUUGCAACUUGUGAGGUUACUGAUCCCAAAAUGUGAAUAAAACAUCUAGAAGAAAACAAAAACAAAGCAAGAAAAAAAAAAACGAAAAAAAACGGCAAGAUAUGUAAUGACGUCAAAUACUGGAUUUACAUUUUUUUUUGCAAUACAAACAGGAAACACUCGACCAAUUGUGUUCUGCGGAUUUUCCGAGCAUAACUGAAACCCCAACUUCAUAACGAGUGUCAAAAUUACCACCAGCAAAAUAACCAAAGCGCCAACCACCAUUUACCCCACGAACGAAGCCCACGAAACCACACUAACCAGCCAACAUCCGCCCACAGCCAUGUCAACCCUCGAGAGUGUGGGUCGCAUGGGCGGGGUAGGCGUGAGCGUUGGGGUGGGCGGCAGCGUGGGCGUGAGAAUGAGAAAGACGUCAGUUCCUGUGGUGUCUGGGAGGUCGCUGGAACUGCCGGGAUCACACACGCCCACGCCCACGCUGUCCCGGAGUGGAUCGCCUGCCAGACGACGGUUCAGCAACGUGAGCGACGUCGUGACGCGCAAGAUCUCGACGACGAUCGGGUGGCGCAGCGUCCGUGCAGAGGCCGUGGUGACGCAAGCCAAGUGCCUCGCCACGCAGUACAUCCGCUCGAGACUGAAGCGCGCGGGCCUCCUGCACAAGAAACUAGGGUUGCAACGGCUUCGCUCCGUGGCCAACCUCGCCGGCGGAUGGGAGGUGUGCGAGGUAUUCCCGCGCGUGUCAGGGAUCGGCCAAGAGCUGGAACGAACCCACCCAAAGCUCUACAAUUCGGUGGCACGACAGCUGUCAAUUAGCCUCACAUCAGACAAGUCGAAGGUCUCUGGUCAUCCCGAGUACGUGGCGGGUGUUAUUGACGUGAUGGGUAUCGUCACCGAGCGCCACACUGCCCCUUGGAUAGCCUCACAGGGGGGAUGGAGCUCCAUCCUGACGUGGUCUCAAGCACCGGAGAGCGAGCCUUCCGUCCUGCAGGUCCUGGUCCUAGUCGUGGCAGGAUUCAUCAUCGCGGCCUUCCUCCUUAUCCUGGCGCUGAAAGGUUUAGGUCAGUUGGUGACCUUGUGACCUUUCUGGUCCGUCGCGUAGGUCUUACGGUCUGCCAACCCAGCAAACAGAACAUUUGUAUCCGUGGAUGUAUCGUUAAGCUGAGUAGCAGAGUGACUGAUAGUGCGAAAAUGCUUUUUCUUUUUAAUUAAGAGACUUGAGAAAAAUGAUGAAGUUUCUAAAUACGUGUGAUUUCCAUAAGCUCUUUUCUUUCAUCCUGAGAGACAAGGAAGAUGGAACGAGAAGGCAAGUCGCUGUUUUUUUGGCUCUGUGAUGCUUACUUUAGUGGUGAUGAUAAACGAGGAAGGAAACCUCCCCCCACAAAAAAAUCUAUUACUAAAAUGUGAUCGUCUGCUUAUAUUUCCUCACAGCUGGAGACAAAAAAGGUAAAUGAACGGAUCGAAUUAAUAAAAUACUUUUUGUAAA